AAACAGAAGCACGCCGCCGUCUCUUGUGCACCCUCUGCUCUUCUUUUGUGUUAAUUUUUGGUUUUCCUCUGGAUUGUGUAUUCUUUUACAGCAAUGACGGCUGUCAAGUGUUAUUAUGAAGUUCUUGAUGUAUCAAGGGAUGCAUCAGAUGAUGAAUUGAAGAAAAAUUAUCGAAAAUUGGCUCUCCGAUGGCAUCCAGACAAAAAUUUAGACAACCCAGAAGAAGCCAAGGCUCAGUUUCAGCUCAUCCAGCAAGCAUUUGAAGUUUUGAAUGAUCCCCAAGAAAGAGCAUGGUAUGACCAACACAGAGAAGCAAUUUUGAAAGGCGGCCUUGGAGGUGAUUACGAGGAUGACUCAUUCGAUGUUUUCCCAUACUUCACAUCAUCUUGUUACAAGGGAUUCGGUGAUGACGAUAAAGGAUUUUACGCGGUUUACAGGGAGGUAUUUAAUAAAAUUGCUGCUGAAGAAAUUGACAUAUACAGAGAAGAAGAGUCGGACAGUGAGUUUGAAAUUCCCGGUUUUGGCACUUCCACAAGCGACUAUGAAGAAGUUGUGCACGCGUUUUAUGGAUUCUGGCAAAGCUUUUCAACAAAGAAAUCUUACGCUUGGAUGGACGAGUAUGAUACCCGUCAGGCUGAGAACAGACGAGUUGUUCGUGCAAUGGAAAAGGAAAACAAGAAGGUCAGGGACAAAGCGAGGAAAGCCAGGAACGAGCAGAUUCGAGCGCUGGUUGCUUUUGUCAGGAAGCGUGACAAACGACUUGAACUGCACAAGCAAAAGUUGGCAGAGAAGGCAAAGGAAAAUGCCUUAAAGGUGGAGCAAAACCGAAAGAAGCAAAUAGCUGAGAGGAAAAAGUUGCUUGAAGAUGCCAACAACUCUGCCCACUUGAACAUGGACAACAUGGAGGGCGUUUUGAAGGAAAUUGAGCAGAACCUCACUGCUGAGUUUGGCAGAGAUGAAGAAUCAGAUGAAGACGAAGAUGAGCCCAGUGGGAUGUUUUGUGUUGCAUGCAACAAGAGUUUCAAAACAGAUAAAGCUUUUGCAAACCAUGAAAACUCCAAAAAGCACAAAGAAAAUGUGGCUUUUAUAAAAGCCACUAUGAUUCAAGAGGAAGAAGAGCUUCAAUGUGAGGAUAUUGAAAAUAAUGAAGUCAAAGAAAGCGACGAAACUGUCGAUGAUGACGAGGAUCACACUGAAGUUGGCUAUGAACUCUUAAAAGAGGACAUUGAGGAGGAAGAAAUUGUUGAAGAAGAAACAGCAUCAGCGAGCAGCAAGAAGAAAAAGAACAAAAACAAACAAGCACCCCGAGUUCGCUUAGACAGUUCUGAUGUAGCACUAGAAGAUUUAGAGGAUAUAGGAAUGUCUAAAAAACAGCGAAGGAAAAAAGAAGCUCAGGCAAAGCAGAGCAAUAAGCCAGCUGAAAAUGCUGUGGUGGAUGCUGAGGAGGCGAGUGGGGAAGUCAAUUUUGGGGAAGAGCCUGAACAGGUUCCUGUGCCCAAAUCUAAAGGCAAAAGAGCGAAGGCUGCUAGGAAAGCGGAAGGAAGUGAGAAAAAGACAGCGGUGGAACCCUCUGAAGUGGACGUGGAUAAUACGUGUCUAACUUGUAAAGCAACAUUCCCCACAAGAAACAAAUUGUUCGACCAUUUCAAGAGAACUGGCCAUUCUGUACCUCUAACAGAAUUAUCAAGUGGCACCCGGCAGGACAAGAAGAAAAGGAAAUGAUCUAAUACUUUGUUCACAGUAUCAUAAAUUAAACUUAAAUAUUGUAAUAAAUAA
Messenger RNA from Cloeon dipterum, 1776 nucleotides. Its product is annotated as dnaJ homolog subfamily C member 21. Bases 94 to 1722 code for a protein of 542 amino acids. Gene Ontology annotation, cellular component: cytoplasm. The transcript has 10 exons. NCBI's taxonomy places the organism in Eukaryota, Metazoa, Arthropoda, Insecta, Ephemeroptera, Baetidae. Gene Ontology annotation, molecular function: nucleic acid binding; zinc ion binding. The record is from RefSeq and is a predicted model, not a curated record.